Messenger RNA from Polyodon spathula (Mississippi paddlefish), 557 nucleotides. Its product is annotated as cytochrome c oxidase subunit 6B1-like. Gene Ontology annotation, cellular component: respiratory chain complex IV; mitochondrion. The record is from RefSeq and is a predicted model, not a curated record. Bases 207 to 467 code for a protein of 86 amino acids. The transcript has 3 exons. Lineage: Eukaryota; Metazoa; Chordata; Actinopteri; Acipenseriformes; Polyodontidae.
UUGCUGUGCCCCUGGCUGGAAUGAUUUUGUUAGUCUUUACUCCAGCAGUCACAGCGCUGCUCUGAAUUUAAGACACAGGCUGUUUUCUGAGAAGACAAAAGUGGUUUAAAAAGUCUGUCUGUCAUUGUCUCCCUCCCCUGUCACGCUCUCGUCUCUGCAGGACCGCUAUCUGAUUCUCGCUCUCACGCGCUCAGAGGACCAGCAGCAUGUCCGACGCAAUCAAAGAGAAAAUCAAGAACUACAGAACAGCCCCUUUCGAUGCUCGAUUCCCAAACACCAACCAGACCAGGAACUGCUUCCAGAACUACCUGGAUUCCCAUCACUGUAACAAUGCUCUCUCUGCUAAGGGCCAGGACGUUUCUCCCUGCCAGUGGUACCAGCGUGUCUAUAAGAGCCUGUGUCCUAUGAGCUGGUUGGGGAAAUGGGACGACCAGAUUGCGGACGGGAGCUUUCCUGGGAAAGUUUGAACCGCAAGAACCAAAAGCAACGGUGAUCAGAAUAUUCUUAAUAAUAAUAAUAUAACUUUAUUCCAGUCCGAGUGUCUCUGAUUAAGGGGG